AUGGUCAAGCCGUCCCCGGAUUUCUCGAACUUGCCGACUGAGGUCCAUGAGAAGAUCUUCGACCACCUCGGCCGUGACCCCGCGGAUUUCGCGCGCUACGCACAGACGAACCGGAGAGUUUGGAAGGCCGGAGAAGCCUGCAAGACGAAGGCUUGGGACUGGACCGUCUUCUACUACGAUGGUCACGUGUUCGUCGAAAAGAAAAACGGACGCCACUUCACCCUGCAACUCCUGCCCACGCUCCGUCUCCUCCUGAAUGGCGCGCAAGUUGAGGAAUUGAACAUCUACUGCCAAUGGGCCCCCAUGCCCAACAUCACGGCCAAGCGGGUCUCCUUCCAGGGCCAAUUGCAACUUCCCCCACUUCACGAUCUCCUGAAGAGCCUCAAGCCCACAAAGUUGGACUUUGAAAGCGUGGAUUUUGGCUGGCAGAAACUGACGAUGGAAGCAGUGGAGCUGCUGAACAGCCAUGCCAUGAAGGUGUCAUUUGGACUUCCGCGGGAUGAGUUCGACCUUGACGUCUUUGGUCGGCUGAUUCAUGGCUCCAUGGUGGUGAAGCCAAUUUGGGGACGGAUGGGCAGGGAGCAGGCGGUCAGGCUGGCGGAGCGUGUCAUCGACGACUGGCAGGCCAGGAAGCGGCCCGUUCACCUGGUCCAAUUCUCCCUCACUAACAUGUACACCCUCCGCUUCGACAAUUGGCUAUAUCGCUUCACCCCGAGGUACAUCUCCACCCCCACGAGGCUGUGCGCCCACAUGGAAAACAAGCUGGGCGGACUGUGGCUGACCACCCCGAUGCAGGAUUGGUAUGGAGAUAUGACCCAAAUUCGGGCCUACGAAUUCGAAGAGGAGGACGAGUAUGAUGAGUUUGUUGAUGAUGAAGAGGACGAAGAAGCUUCCUCGGAUGAGGAAUCUGCCCACGAUGGUUCAGCGGCGGAUGAUGAGGCUUCGGACGUGGAAGUGGGGGACAAGGUGGAGGCGACUGAUUGCCUGGUCUCU
Molecule: messenger RNA, 993 nt
Organism: Mesorhabditis spiculigera
Lineage: Eukaryota; Metazoa; Nematoda; Chromadorea; Rhabditida; Rhabditidae
Source: the annotation of a GenBank genome assembly